This is a messenger RNA of Raphanus sativus (radish), 1328 nucleotides long. Its product is annotated as glutathione S-transferase U22. Bases 411 to 1067 code for a protein of 218 amino acids. NCBI's taxonomy places the organism in Eukaryota, Viridiplantae, Streptophyta, Magnoliopsida, Brassicales, Brassicaceae. The record is from RefSeq and is a predicted model, not a curated record. Gene Ontology annotation, biological process: glutathione metabolic process. The transcript has 2 exons. Gene Ontology annotation, cellular component: cytoplasm. Gene Ontology annotation, molecular function: glutathione transferase activity.
GAAUGUUGUGUAUUUCUAACAAUACAGAUCGCGUCUGUAAAGUGGAGUGUUGUUCUAAAACUCGGACGUUCUUCUUUUUAUGCGUUGAUGUUUUGCUCUUUAAUUCUUUAAGUCUCAGUAAUGUUUUGUCACGCUCCAACGUUGACUUCUUUGGGAGAGAAAAACUUUGAGAUUUUAAAGAUCUUAACUCAUAAGUAUAAUGACGUAAGCAGUGGCCUAAGCAUUUUGUAAAACCUAAUAUAAAAUUUCAAUUCUUGUUGAAUUCAAUUAACAAUAGUUGUUGACAAAGAAAACAUUAUUCCUACAACAAAGAAGAUUUGAUCCAAUAUGAAAUGAUAUGAAAUAGCUACAGUAUUUAUUACCAUCAGAGUCUUUUUAAAACAUCUUGAUUAUUACAAGACUAGCCAAUAAUGGCUGAUGAGGUGAUUCUUCUAGAUUUCUGGCCAAGCCCAUUCGGUGUGAGAGCGAGGAUCGCACUAAGAGAGAAAGGAGUCGAGUUUGAGUACAGAGAAGAGAAUCUGAGGGACAAGAGCCCCUUGCUUCUCCAAAUGAAUCCGGUUCACAAGAAGAUUCCGGUUCUGAUCCAUAACGGUAAACCGGUCUGUGAAUCCAUGAACAUAGUCCAGUACAUCGACGAGGUCUGGUCCCAAAAGAACCCGUUACUCCCUUCGGAUCCUUACCAAAGAGCUCAAGCAAGAUUCUGGGUCGAUUUCAUUGAUACCAAGGUUUACGAGCCAGCGGAUAAGAUUUGGUCAACAAAAGGCGAGGUGCAAGAGACAGCCAAGAAAGAGUAUAUUGAAGCACUUAAGAUUCUUGAAUCUGAGCUUGGAGACAAACCCUACUUUGGAGGAGAAAACUUUGGGUUUGUAGACAUUGCCAUGACUGGUUAUUACAUGUGGUUCGAAGCAUCUGAGAAAUGCGGUAACUUCAGCAUCGAACCUGAGUGUCCUACACUUAUGGCUUCAGCCAGGAGGUGUUUGCUGAGGGACAGUGUGGUUAACUCUGUCCCUGACCCUGAGAAGAUCGUUGAGUUCGCCUUUGAGAUUCGAAAGAUAUAUUGUGUCUGAAUCACUAUCUUUUCUUUCACCUUUGGUUUGUGAAACUGAUUCCAUUACACGUUCGGUGUUCUUUGUCUCCUUCAUGUUUGUGUCUUUUUCAGUUUUAAAUAAUAUUGCAACUCACUCAAGAUAGUAGGGUUCCUCAAUCUUAACGAGGUCUAUUUGUUCUUCUCUUCUUUUUUUAAAAAGAAGUUGGGAAUUAAUGAAAACGUUUAUGCAGUGUGAUGUAACAGAAAAAAAUCUAAUUUUCAACUUUUAUUUGUGAAUUGA